Oncorhynchus keta (chum salmon) is the source of this 3191-nucleotide messenger RNA. RefSeq names its product ATP-dependent DNA helicase Q1-like. Lineage: Eukaryota; Metazoa; Chordata; Actinopteri; Salmoniformes; Salmonidae. Gene Ontology annotation, molecular function: nucleic acid binding; 3'-5' DNA helicase activity; four-way junction helicase activity. Gene Ontology annotation, cellular component: chromosome; cytoplasm. The transcript is spliced from 14 exons. The coding region runs from base 196 to 2685 and encodes 829 amino acids. The record is from RefSeq and is a predicted model, not a curated record. Gene Ontology annotation, biological process: double-strand break repair via homologous recombination; DNA replication.
AGAAAGUGAAACAACCGCAAUCUGAUUGGUCUGCACAAGAAGAAAAAAAAAAUCACCCGCGCGAGCUGUCUAGCAACCGUCAAGAAAAAGGGAGCGCAAGUAAACAGUGCAAACUCGAGAAGUGAGGGGAGUACAUUUUUGAUGAGUGAUAAAAGUCCGCAAGGUGAUUGAUUGUGUUGUAGACUUGCCUUGGAAAUGGACAGUGACAAUGCCGACGACGUGCAGGCAGGGCUGGACUCUGUGGAGGCUGAGCUGGAGGUGGUGAAGUUGCAGAUAGCUGAGCUGCUGGAGAAGCAGGCUAGCCUGACCUCCAAGAGGAAAAAGCUGCUCCGCAGGCUGGAAGAGCCAUGUGACUCCACCCAGCCCUCUGGAUCUGGACCUGCAAUGACCAAGCAGGAGCUGCUGCGCUAUGAGAAUGAUGAUUUCUCGUGGUCAACAGAGCUGGAGCAGAAUCUGAAGGAUGUCUUCCAGCUCUCUAAGUUCCGUCCUCUCCAGCUGACGGCCAUCAACCUUAGUAUGUCUGGUAAAGACCUCUUUCUAGUGAUGCCCACUGGACGAGGGAAAAGCCUCUGCUAUCAGCUACCUGCAGUCUGCUCUGAGGGUUUCACUCUGGUAGUAACUCCUCUCGUCUCUCUGAUGGAGGAUCAGCUCAUGUACUUGAAGUCCAUCGACGUUGAAGCCGUCUCUCUCAACGCGUCCAGCAGUAAGGAACACGCUAAAAUGGUCCUGGCGGAGAUGACGGACUCCAAAGCGCCUUUCAAGCUGCUGUAUGUGACUCCGGAGAAGAUAGCGAAGAGCAAGCUGCUGAUGUCGAGGCUGGAGAAGGCCUACAACGCAGGAAGGCUUAGCCGUAUUGCUGUGGACGAGGUGCACUGCUGCAGCCAGUGGGGACACGACUUCAGACCUGACUACAAGCUCCUGGGGAUCCUGAAGAGGCAAUUCCCAAAGGUUCCGUUGCUAGGGCUGACGGCCACGGCAACCGGCAGUGUUCUAAAGGACUGUCAGAAGAUCCUGUGUGUCCCUGAGCCAAUCACACUCACCGCCUCCUUCAACCGCACCAACCUCUACUACGAGGUUCGCCUUAAAGACUCGAACAGUGAUGAUUCAGUCAGUGACAUCUCCGCACUGAUCAAGGAGAGAUAUAAGGACCAGUCAGGGAUAGUGUACGUGUUUUCCCAGAAGGACGCGGAGACGGUGUCAGCAGACCUACAGAAGAAAGGCGUCAAUGCAUCUCCAUACCACGCUAACAUGAAUCCAGAGGACAAGUCACAGGUUCAUCGCAAAUGGGCCACCGACAAGAUCCAGGUGGUGGUAGCUACUGUGGCGUUCGGGAUGGGGAUCGACAAGGCUGACGUCAGAUUUGUCAUCCAUCACACCAUCAGCAAGUCCAUAGAGAACUACUAUCAGGAGAGCGGACGAGCAGGCAGAGACGAUAAGCCGGCUGACUGCAUUGUGUACUUUGGCUUCAACGACAUCUUCAGGAUCAGCACCAUGGUUGUCAUGGAGAACGUAGGACAACAGAAGCUGCUGACCAUGGUCGACUACUGUCAGAAUGUGGACAGGUGUCGGCGCUCAGUGAUCGCUGUUCACUUUGAUGAGGUUUGGGACGAUGAAGGAUGCAACGAGAUGUGUGACGUCUGUCGCCAUGGCAAUGACUACAUCACGGUGGACAUCACGCAGCAUGCUAAAGAUGUGGUCCAGAUUGUGGAGCUGGCGGGCUCUCUGGAUGAGAAACUGACCCCCCUGAAGGUGACCGAGGCGUGGAUGGGGAAGGGUCCGGCCAAACGCAGGAAGAUGAUCCAGACCACCACCCUGUCUCGCCUGGAGGUGGAGGCCAUCAUCACAAGCCUACUGCUGCAGGGCUACCUCAGUGAAGACUUCAGUUUCACUCCAUACACCACCUACUUCUACCUGAAGCUGGGUGGUAAGGCACCACUGCUGAAGAACCAGAGUCACUCCAUCACCAUGAAGAUGAGGAGGACAGGCCUGGAUGCCAACACGGAGGACCAAUUAGCUGCUGGAGUUAAAGAGGUGGUGGUGACCUCCCAGUCUCCUCCUCCCGUUGACCCCGACAGCAGCACUCCCCCUCCCAGACACAACAAACUGAUCAAGAUGGAUAAAGAGCAGCAGAAUCUGGCCAGGAAACAAGACAAGGACCAUGAACAGACAGAAAGUCAGACAGGGUACGACCAGAAUGACCCUGCUGCUGCCCAGCCCACUGCAAUUGAAGUAGACGUAGAGAUCAAUAUUAUAGAGAAUGUUAAUGACAGCGAAUCCCCACUACCACCAUUAAAACUAAAUUCAAAACCUAAAUCAACAACCCCUCAAAAGAAGCGAAGGAAACCCUGUACUGCUGCGGUCCCAGCUCCUUCAGAAGGUGCAGUUACAGACUCUGAUCACCGGAGGCCAGCAUUGGUCAACUCUCCCUCCCAGGUCUCCAUCAUCUCUGAGGCUGCAGUGGAGGAGCUCUGUGACCUGAGGAACUACUACAGCAAACAGCUGAGGCGGAUAAACUACAUUUCCCAUGAGUACUUGCAGAAUCAGGGGUGCUCAGACCCAGGGGUGCUGGCCUGUAUCAGAGAGCCACUAAAGAGCCUGCGCCUCCCCCGUGGCUCAACCAUCGCCCGGACGGCACGCAACCUGUGGACCAGAGUCAGCUCCAGAAGGAAACUCAUCCAAAGAUGAACCUUGACCUUACAUGGGACAGUUAACAUUCAGAUGUGGACAAUACUGUAUCUCUCUUUCACGUCUCACGUUGCCAGACCUAGAGCCCUGGGGCAGACAAAUCUACUUUUUUUCUGUGCCACUUAAUGUUCUAUUUUUCUGGAUUGGCUUUGACAGAGAAUAUCCCCAUCCAAGUUAGUUUGUAAUAUUUUACAGUUGGAUUAAUACCACUGUUAGCCUAAAAUGAAGAGCUGUUUUUUGACAUUUCAAUAUUUUACUUUGGAUAAACUAACUCCCAUGAACUGAAAGGUUUGUUGAACUGAAGAAUGUUUUCACAAUGUCACUUUUUUUAUAUUCUAACAUUCCCUAAUCUAACAGCCACAAUGUGCACGCUAGUGAAUUUGAUUCACUCUAAUACGGUUUAUAAUACUGCACUGCAGCUUUGGAAUAAGAAGGUCCAUUCACAUUUGAGGAACACAGUAUAUCUUUAGCCAUCAUUAAUAAAAAUCUGAUUUUAAAAUGUAAAA